Oncorhynchus kisutch (coho salmon) is the source of this 1688-nucleotide messenger RNA. RefSeq names its product leucine-rich repeat-containing protein 17-like. Gene Ontology annotation, cellular component: plasma membrane. NCBI's taxonomy places the organism in Eukaryota, Metazoa, Chordata, Actinopteri, Salmoniformes, Salmonidae. Gene Ontology annotation, molecular function: protein binding. The transcript is spliced from 2 exons. Bases 43 to 585 code for a protein of 180 amino acids. The record is from RefSeq and is a predicted model, not a curated record.
CUGAAGAACAUCCCCUCAAGUCUCCCGUCAGACAUUGUGAGGAUGGACUUGUCCAGUAACAGCAUCACUCAGCUCCGGCCCAAGGAGUUUGUUGCUGCCAGGGACCUGAAGCUUCUCAACCUCAGCAGUAACAGUCUGGAUCAGAUUGACACAGCUGCGUUUGCGGGCCUCCUGUACCUGCGAGAGCUGGACCUGUCCAACAACAGCCUGCACUACUUCCAGUACGGAGUGUUGGAGGACCUGUACUUCCUCAGGAUGCUGAAUCUGGGGGAUAACCCCUGGGUCUGUGACUACAACAUCCACUACCUGAUCUACUGGCUGAAGCAUCACCCCGGGGUGGCCUACUCUGGCCUAAUCUGCACCGAGCCUCAGGAGUUCAGGGGCUGGCCCGUGGAGAAUUAUGUCAAGACCUACAACGGAGAGUGUCCCAAUGAUAAGGAUCCACAGCCAGGGAAGGGGGAUACAGGACAGGGACAGACGGCUCAGGAGCUAGUGGCCGAGACAGAGGAGGCGGAGAUGGAGCUUCUGCCGAAGCCUCUGAGAGACCCCAGACCAAAGAAAUAUGAGGUCACCAGGUUGACUUAAUAGGACAGAGUUGGAAAUUAGAAAAUAACUGUUGUUGUUGUUUUCUAUUAUCACAGAACAUUCUAAUUCAGUCUAUCAGAUUUUUUAAAAACUUUCGAAUUCCCACCAGCAUGACCAAUGCAGGACAGCUGGAUUCCCAACAGCAUAACCAAUGCAGGACAGCUGGAUUCUCAACAGCAUGACCAAUGCAGGACAGUUGGAUUCCCAACAGCAUAACCAAUGCAGGACAGUUGGAUUCCCACCAGCAUAACCAAUGCAGGACAGUUGGAUUCCCACCAGCAUGACCAAUGCAGGAAAGCUGGAUUCCCACCAGCAUAACCAAUGCAGGACAGUUGGAUUCCCACCAGCAUAACCAAUGCAGGACAGUUGGAUUCCCACCAGCAUGACCAAUGCAGGAAAGCUGGAUUCCCACCAGCAUAACCAAUGCAGGACAGUUGGAUUCCCACCAGCAUAACCAAUGCAGGACAGUUGGAUUCCCACCAGCAUAACCAAUGCAGGACAGUUGGAUUCCCACCAGCAUGACCAAUGCAGGAAAGCUGGAUUCCCACCAGCAUGACCAAUGCAGGACAGCUGGAUUCCCACCAGCAUGACCAAUGCAGGACAGUUGGAUUCCCAACAGCAUGUCUAAUGCAGGACAGUUGUUGCUGUUUUCGUUACAAGAAUAUUUCGUUGUGGAUUUACUUUUUUGAAAAAGUAGAGGUUGAUAUAUUUUUACGAUAUCCAAUUGUUAGUUACAGUGUUGUCCCAUCGCAACUCCUGUACGGACUAGGGAGAAGUGAAGGUCGAGAGGCAUGAGUCCUCCGAAGCACCAAUAUGUCAGAGGAAACAUAUAGCUGGUGACCGAAGUCAACAUGCAUGCGCGCAGCUACCACAAGGAGUCACUAGAGCGCAACGGGACAAGGACAUCCCAGCCGGCCAAACCCUCCCUAACCCAGACAAUUGUGCGCCGCCUCAUGGUCGCGGCCGGCUGCGACACAGCCCGGGAUCGAACCCAGAUCUGUAUUGACUCCUCAUAUAGACGGGAGGCCCGAGGUACAUUUCUUCUAAAUGUAUGAUUUAGACCAUCUGUUCAUGAAAUAAAAGCCAUUUUUUUCUGAAAUGAA